Molecule: messenger RNA, 5035 nt
Organism: Neodiprion virginianus
Lineage: Eukaryota; Metazoa; Arthropoda; Insecta; Hymenoptera; Diprionidae
Gene: FER
Product: tyrosine-protein kinase Fer
Exons: 16
Coding region: 130-2709 (859 amino acids)
Biological process (GO): peptidyl-tyrosine phosphorylation
Molecular function (GO): non-membrane spanning protein tyrosine kinase activity; ATP binding
Source: RefSeq, a predicted model, not a curated record
CAACCGGGCAAUGUUCAGGCAAUAAUAUAGGAAAUGUAGACCACCUAGUGAAAUUUCUUGGAACGAUGGCUGCCUAGCCGUAAACCGGAUUAACAUAUUUCCCUACUUUCCAGGAUAAGUCUGACAUCUAUGUUUUUCAACAGUUUCGAAGAAAUUUCGGACAUAGCAAUGGGAUUCUCAUCUAAUCUCCAAGGGCAGGCUUCCCACGAGGCGCUCCUGGGUAGACAAGAUGCUGAAAUCAAGCUUCUCGAUACAAUGCGUCGAUGUUUGACCAAUAAGGUGAAAUCAGACCGGGACUAUGCCUCGACAAUAUCCUCCUUAACAACGCAAGGACGAAAAGUUGAACGCAGCGAAGAUCUUGCCGGCAGUUUAAUUGCGCAGAGCUGGAAGGAUAUAAUGGAUUCGGUGGAACAAAGCGCCAAACUGAUCAAGCAGCAAGCUGAUUUAAUGGAGAGUGUUGUUGUAGAGCACAUAAGUAGCCUCCAUACGGAGAGAAGGCGGGCUCGUAAACUUUACCAGGAAGAACACACAUGGUUAAACAAUCAAUUUCAACAGUUAACCGACGAUGUAGCUAGGAAAAAAACUGAAUAUCAAAAAAGUCUGGAGGUAUACAAAUUGAUGAGAUCUCGUUUUGAAGAACAUUACGUUAAAUCGGGAAGAGGUGGGAGGAAACUAGAUGAGGUUAGAGAGAAAUAUCAGAAGGCAUGUCGAAAACUUCAUUUGACUCACAACGAAUAUGUGUUACUACUUGGAGCGGUAACUGAAUGUGAACACGAUUUACGGACCUCUUAUCUACCUAGUUUACUACAACGUCAACAAGCUGUUCACCAAGAAUUUAUCGUAACAUGGAAAAGUAUUCUGCAAGAUAUAGUAAAAUACUCAGACUUUACAACCGAAAAGUUUCUAGAAAUUCACACGCGGAUGGAAAAAGCUGUAGAUACUAUAAAACCUAUUGAUGAGUAUAAAGAUUUCAUUGGAAAACAUAGAACCCGCCCAGCAUCUCCAAUAAGAUUUACGUUUGAGGAAAAUCUUAUCGAUGACACAUCUGGGAAAUUGCUGCCAAACAAAUUAACUGUUGAUAAUCUAACGAUAGAUUGGCUGCGCAGCCGACUCACAGAGCUAGAAACAUCUCUCAAAACUACACAAUUGAGCAAACAGGCUAUGCUGACACCGCCGGAACCUAUCUGUGAUUCUAAAAUAUUAAGUGUCGAUUACUCACGAGAAAGGGAAGAGCUGCGGCAGCGAUGUCAGGAGAAGAAAUUACUGAGGCAAGCAGAAGUGAUUCGAGGAGCCCUCAAUGAACUUGGCUGCGAAGAAUUACCGUCUGGUUGCGAUCUCUCAAUGGAAGGGUCUUUCACGGAACCAGCAGUAAACAACAAAAGAAAUACGGUUCCAGACAUUGGUUUCUUUACAUUGCGCAGGAAUCAGCGUAUUGUUACAUUGUUAAAAUCUCCAUUCAAAUCAUUACCUUCGAUAAGUAAUGAAAAGAAUGGCCUAGUUAGAGCAAAUAGUGAGGGCCCGAUGACACAGCGAAUUGAUACUCCACCGGUUGUACCACUACGUGGCGUCUGCAAUUUAAGUAACAAUCAAAAGGGUGGAGGAGGCUUGAUGGAAGAAGAAUGGUUUCAUGGUGUGUUGCCUCGGGAAGAAGUUGUAAGACUUCUCGUCAAUGAGGGUGACUACUUAGUACGAGAAACUACAAGAAACGACGAGUGUCAGAUCGUACUUUCAGUUUGUUGGGACGGACAUAAACAUUUUAUCGUACAAACCACAUCUGAGGGACACUUCAGGUUUGAAGGUCCUUCGUUUCCGUCAAUUCAAGAGUUGAUAGUACAUCAAUGGCAGUCUGGAUUACCAGUAACUAGUCGAUCUGGUGCUAUUUUGAGAACGCCCAUUUUAAGAGAACGGUGGGAACUCAAUAAUGAUGAUGUAGUUCUUAUAGAUAAAAUAGGCCGAGGUAACUUUGGCGAUGUGUACAAAGCUCAAUUGAAAUCAUCGAAAAUCGAUGUAGCAGUUAAGACGUGCAAGGUAACUUUACCGGAUGAACAAAAAAAGAAAUUUUUGCAAGAAGGACGGAUUUUGAAACAGUACGACCAUCCGAACAUUGUUAAGCUCAUUGGAAUCUGUGUACAGAAGCAACCUAUUAUGAUCGUUAUGGAAUUGGUACCAGGUGGAUCACUCCUGACCUACUUGAGAAAAAACGCAAGCACUAUAACUCAACGUGAACAACUUAGAAUGUGCAAAGAUGCUGCUGCUGGUAUGUGCUACUUGGAGUCAAAAUACUGUAUUCAUAGAGAUUUGGCAGCCCGAAAUUGCCUUGUUGGCUAUGAGUCUAUAGUAAAAAUAUCCGAUUUUGGAAUGUCGCGCGAGGAAGAAGAAUACAUUGUUUCUGAUGGCAUGAAGCAAAUACCAAUUAAGUGGACAGCGCCAGAAGCAUUGAAUUUUGGCAAAUAUACUUCUCUUUGCGAUGUUUGGAGCUAUGGUGUUUUGAUAUGGGAAAUAUUUUCCAAAGGAGGAACCCCAUACAGUGGCAUGUCAAACUCAAAGGCACGAGAGAAGAUUGACACGGGAUAUCGAAUGCCUACCCCAGAAGGUACUCCAGAUGAAAUUUACCGGUUAAUGUUACGCUGUUGGGAGUACGAGCCAGAGAAAAGGCCACAUUUUGAACAGAUAUACACCGUUGUUGAUACAUUGUCGCAAGCACUGUAAUGCCUAAUGCAGCUCACUUGUAAUAUCUGACUACGGAAAACAUGAGAGCUUCUACCGUAAUAAUUCACCUUAUUACCCAAACGACGGGUUUACCAAUUAUAGGUUCCUUUAUACAUGACUUCUUUUGCUACUCAAACACACACACUUAUCUACUUAUUUGUGUAUAUUUUAAGCAAGCGUGCUCAAGUCGAAUCUAAUUCACUUCUUGUGAAAGAUACUACGACGGUAUGAGAAUGUGAAUAUAAUUUAAUUGGCCUGCAUGGAGUCUCAGUAUCACGCCAGCAAAAUGAGAAAAAAAUUGAUUAGUCGCGUUUAUAUGGGGUUCACCAUAGUUUUGUUUUCAUUGAGGUGCAUUUGCAUCUACUCCAAUAUAAAAUAAAAUAUUUCUUCAUCUGAUUUGAGCAUGAUCUUUCAAUACAAUGCAGCUUUUAAACAGUGUGUGUAAGAUAUUGUUUAUUAUUUCUGAGCUGCAAUAUUCGUCUGUAAUAAAAGUAGAGUUAGGUUUUUUUUUCUCAAGUAGUAUGUUAAACAAUGACAAGGUGAACUAAGAAUUUAAGUUUUAUAUUUUGAAUUUCUUUCAGCUACCAUACUAAUAUUAUAUAAUGCAAAGAUUUUUCUGAUAGGAGAUUUUCAAUAAAAUAGAAUAAUAAUUACGCUGCUAAUUAUGGCAUCCAUAUGUACGUAGGUUAAGGAAAAAGCAGCUUAUUGUUUAAGUAUUAAAACCGUAUUUCUCGUGAUAAUAUUUGCAGCUAUUUUUGAAAAACUUUUACCCACAAAAUUGACUUAGUUUUAAAUACUUCAGGAGAUUACAUUUUUUGAUAAAAUUAUUACAUUUUUAUAUCUUCCACAUUAAUUAACGGAAAAAUAGUACUAUUCUGUGAACAUAAUACAGCCGUUUUUUAGUUUUGUGAAUGGAAGUAACAUUCUGCAAAGCGAAAUAUUUCUUUCAAAAGUAUAUGUUCAAUUUAAUAGACGUCUAUCUAACCGCGUAAAUUAUAUGUCAGCUUUCCAUGCAUCAAUCGCUUUGGAAUUACACUAAAAUAGAAUCUUUUUAAACUCGAAUUUCGAAAUAAAUCGCCGAAUCCCAGAAACAUUGCUAAACUGAAAAAAAUGAAGACAAUAUUACUGCCAUGUAGACUGUUUAGCUCCCGUUGUGGUGCAUAAACUCGGUUGAGUCUGCACUAAAAAUUUCAUUAAAUGUACGCUUAGCGAAAUUCUACCGAAUUUCUUGAUUAAUAUGAUUUUUGAAUUCUUCCAGUCAUUUAUUCAUAUAUCUCAUUUUUCCUUGAAAUGCAAGAAAAUGACGUUCAAUAUUUUACAACAAGUCCAAUAAAAAUGUAUAAGCACUUUGAGCAUCAGCCGUUGUUGCCAUAAAUGUUGAUAAUAAAUAGUGGUCAAGACAUGUCGCCAAAUUAUGUAUUAAAACAGGAAUAAACUGAAUAUCAAAUGUAAUUCUAUUUGCAAUAGGGCUAUACUACUUCGAGAACCUCUGCGCAGGUAGAAAUCAUUUCUAUUUGCUAAUUGGAAAGGUUGACAACUGACUAGCGCGUUCGUAUUAUUUAAUAAUGUUACUUUACAUCUCAUUGAUAUUAAUAAUUUACCAUUGUUGGAAGAAAUGAUUAUUGAUAUGUUAUAAGUAUUUUAAAUAUCAGACGCUAUCAUUCUUAUAAGUUAAUGUCUAUUGCUGUGCAAUAUAAAAAUCGUUUCUAUAGAGUAUAUUCUUUAAAGUUGCUAAUCUGAAUAUGGAAUCAGUCAACUAGGAAGAAGUUAUGGAAUAAUGUAUAUUGUUUUAUUCAUAUAUGUAUGUGAAUUACAAAUGAACAAAAUAAUGUACAUGAUCCUAUAUACAUAUGUACGUAGAUUAUCGUUUUUAUUAUAUAUAUAGCCAUUACAGGCAAGAAUAUAGUCAGUUGAUGUUCAUUUAAUUGUUAAAUUUUAUUCGUUUGAUAAGUCUAACAUUGAUGGAAUAAAAAAGCAAUAUUUUAACAAAAAAACCAUGCUUUCAUCUUCAAAGAUGUUAAUUUAUUUAGUAUUCCAUAACCAAUCCGUACGUUAAUUUAAAAAAUUCAACGCUUCAACUGAUUCGAAUUUAUUUCUACCUGUACAAAACAUACAUAGAAAGAUCUGGUUGUAACUGCAAUCAUAUAACGUAACUUUUUUCCACUGACUAGGACUUUGUUCACGGAGAGAAUUGAAUGAAUUUUCGUAAACCUUCUUAAUAUUCAAGCAACUCACGAAUCGAAUACCCCAUAAUAAAAAUUUGGCAUCUAAAAUGAAUUUGAGUCUUAUAUGUAUCUCGUAUUGCAGCCUUUAGAGUAUAUUUCAA